AUGUUGGGUCAAUGUAUGGGAGCGAUGACGGCUAAAAACAAUAAUUCUUUUUUAUUGCGUGCAAGCAAUAAGAAAACCAUCAGUAUAGCGUUAAAUUCCAGGACUGGAGCUGAAGAAUGCAAAACAGCAGGGGCAAUCCGUCAAGCACUUUGGGAAUUGCGUGAUGAUGUAUUUGGCAUCCUUGCAGACACAAACUCUGCAGUUUCCAACUUAGCACCACUGUCAACGUACGAUCAACACUUUGCAUACGAGAUUCCCAUAACAAGGCUUCAUAGAAAUAAAGUAACGACAUCGUCUUGCAAGGAACUUGCGACAGCCGCUGAAUGA
Paraglomus occultum is the source of this 327-nucleotide messenger RNA. The record is from the annotation of a GenBank genome assembly. NCBI's taxonomy places the organism in Eukaryota, Fungi, Glomeromycota, Glomeromycetes, Paraglomerales, Paraglomeraceae.